GGCGACCGGCGGGUCCGCGGCGGCGCAGGGCGGGAGGCAGGAGUCAGGAGGCGGAGGAGGAGGAGCAGGAGGAGGCGCGGGAUAAAGGAGCCCUCGCUGCUCCCGCUCGCUCUCCAGCGGGGCUGAGGGAAGCAUCAUGGCCGCGAAGUCGGACGGGCGGCGGAAGAUGAAGAAGGGCGGCGAGGUGGCGUUCACGCCGCUGCAGAACUCCGAGCACUCGGGCUCCGUGCAGGCGCUGGCCCCGGGGCUGCCCGCGGGCGCCGGGCCGGGCGGCGGCAGCGACGACGAUGAAGCGCCCGGGGGCGGGUGCUGCAGCGGCGGCGGCGGCGGGGACGGCUCGGGCGGCGGCUCCCGGUGCUGCUGCUGCUGCUGCAGCGGCGGUAGAGGAGGAGACGGCGGAGGGGGCGGUGGCGGGGGCUCCCGGGGCUCGGGCGGGGGCUCGUCCUCCUUGUGCCUGCGGCUGGGCAGGGAGCAGCGGCGCUACUCUCUGUGGGACUGCCUCUGGAUCCUGGCCGCCCUGGCCGUGUACUUCGCGGACGUGGGCACCGACAUCUGGCUGGCGGUCGACUACUACCUGCGGGGCCAGCGCUGGUGGUUCGGGCUCACCCUGUUCUUCGUGCUGCUGGGCUCCCUCUCCGUGCAGGUCUUCAGCUUCCGCUGGUUCGCGCACGACUUCAGCACCGAGGACAGCGCCGCCGCCGCCGCCGGGCAGUGCCCCGCCGCCGAGAGCAAGCUGCUGGUGAGCAGCGGCUCCGCGGCCGCGGACAUCGACGCCGCUCGCCCCAGCACGCCGCAGAGACAAGCGUCCACCGCCAGCAAGGGCAACGCCACCAACAGCAGCAACAGCAGCAGCAACGCCGCCGGCAGCGGCGCCGCCGGUCCCCGCGCUGGCGGCGGCCGGUCCGCGUCCUGCGCCUUCUGCAUCUGGCUCCUGCAGUCGCUUGUUCACAUCCUGCAGCUGGGGCAGGUCUGGAGGUAUUUUCACACGAUGUACUUGGGUAUCCGGAGUCGACAGAGUGGAGAGAAUGACAGAUGGCGGUUUUAUUGGAAAAUGGUGUAUGAGUAUGCAGAUGUGAGUAUGCUGCAUUUGCUAGCCACCUUUCUGGAAAGUGCACCACAGCUGGUCCUGCAACUCUGUAUUGUUGUACAGACUCGUACACUCCAGGCUCUCCAAGGUCUUACUGCUGCGGCAUCCCUUGUAUCCCUGGCUUGGGCUUUGGCUUCCUACCAAAAGGCCCUCCGUGACUCCCGUGAUGACAAGAAACCCAUCAGUUACAUGGCUGUUAUAAUCCAGUUUUGCUGGCACUUCUUCACGAUUGCAGCAAGGGUCAUUACUUUUGCUCUCUUUGCCUCGGUUUUCCAGCUGUACUUUGGGAUCUUCAUCGUGCUGCACUGGUGCAUCAUGACCUUCUGGAUUGUUCACUGCGAGACAGAGUUUUGCAUCACUAAGUGGGAGGAGAUAGUUUUCGACAUGGUUGUUGGGAUAAUCUAUAUCUUCAGCUGGUUCAAUGUCAAGGAAGGAAGGACACGCUGUAGGCUUUUCAUUUACUAUUUUGUCAUCCUCUUAGAAAACACCGCCUUGAGUGUUCUCUGGUAUCUGUACAAGGCCCCUCCAAUCUCCGAUGCAUUUGCCAUACCAGCACUGUGUGUAGUGUUCAGCAGCUUUUUAACAGGCAUUGUUUUUAUGCUAAUGUACUAUGCCUUCUUUCACCCCAAUGGACCAAGGUUUGGGCAGUCACCAAGCUGUGCUUGUGAGGACCCUGCCGCUGCCUUCACCCUUCCCCCAGAAGUGGCCACGAGCACACUGCGCUCCAUCUCCAACAACCGGAGCGUCACGAGCGAGCGGGAUCAAAAGUUUGCGGAGAGGGAUGGGUGUGUGCCUGUGUUUCAGGUGAGACCCACUGCACCAUCCACACCUUCCUCCCGGCCACCAAGGAUUGAGGAGUCUGUCAUUAAAAUCGAUCUGUUCAGGAACAGGUACCCAGCAUGGGAGAGACACGUGUUGGACAGGAGCCUGAGGAAGGCGAUCUUAGCGUUUGAAUGUUCCCCUGCUCCUCCACGGCUACAGUAUAAAGAUGAUGCCCUUAUUCAGGAGCGCUUGGAAUAUGAAACCACAUUGUAAACAAAGCUUGGAGUGGCUCCAACGUUACAGUUCAAAUGAAGGGUUAACAGUAGGGCUGUAGGAACAGCUAGACUGCAUAUGACAAGUAGAGCAACAGCCUAUAGUGUUCUUAGUCUGGCUAUCAUCAUGAUUAUCAUUUGAUCCACUGUGUGCAGUCUGUCUGCAGGACACUGAUACAGCAGCAUCAUCUGAAAGCCUCAAAAAACCCCUCACCCUGACCCACACAUACAAAUCAGUUACAUCAGCGGGGGGAACUCACCCACCCCCCUUACUGCUAUGAAACUCUGACUGCACAGUACUUACAAUCAAACCAAUAUAAAGGCUCUGACAAGAGCUUUCAGCUUCAGCCAGUAGUGCAUUUUAUUUUAGAAAUGAACAAUUGAUAUUUCCAUAAUCAAUGGCAAAAACAAAAAAAAACCCCACACCUUUUCAAAAAUAACAAACUGUAGCACACAGUGUUGCUGUAAGGAAAAAUGUUUUCUGGGGCAAAAAACAGGAGCUUAGUAGUCUUCAACACUCCCAUAAAUCAACCAUUCCAGUUAGAAUAGGUUUGCAAAAUAGUUCUUAAUUUAAAAGAAACAUCAUCCUGUUUAUAAGGCUGUCAAUGGAAAAUAAACUAAAUUCUGAUUAACUAAGUCAUUAAAAUUAACUCUACCAGAACUGUUUGUUUUCUGUGGAAUUUCAAAGUCUUUUUUAAAUGCAAUUUAACUUCUUGAUAUUAUUUUCAACAGAAAAUCUAUGCAGCUCACUUCUGGUUUUGAGGAGAAAUAAGGAGCUCUAGCACGUAGUGAUAUUCAUUAAAUGAUAAUCAUGAUUCAGUGUUCAAUUUGAAAAAAAAAAUGUAAAAGAACAAGUAUAGUUUUCAUAUUCUAAACUUUUUGGAGGACCCCUUUCAGAUAUUUCAGAAGAAACCACAAGGAGCUGAACACACUGAAACUUCUCUGUUUCAGGACUGAGAAUGCAUGAUUCAGUGUGUGAAUGUAUGCAGGUGUGACAAGAGACUGACAUGCCAUACCCUUCUAGUGCCAAAUAUUGCAUAACUGCAAGGUUGAUAUUGCCUGAGGGACACAACAAGUGGCACAAGCCCUACCAGAAAAAGAAGCAGGAAAGACCAACCAAGCUCUCAGUGUGUAGAGACAGCUCUGAUUUUUCCCACUCAAGGUGAAAGUGAUGUCUUUUAAAGGCUUCCAGCCACCUCUUAGUAAGUAUGUAUAGUAUAAUAAUAUAAACAAGUUAUGUGGAAGAGCCUCUUCUGCCUGUUCAAGACUGGUUUCCAGACAUGUCUAAAAAUUAGAAUCUCUUGUAACAGAGUGCUUUUGAUGCAAGCUUUUGGGUUUUAAAUACCUCCCUAAAUCUAGCUAAAGGUGUUAUACUUUAUGUUAAAAGUAUCCCCUGAUGGUGCUUUCAGAUGCAUUAAAGGUGCAAGUCAAAAUUUGAUAGUAUUUUUUUUAAAGCUGGUGCAGAGUGAAAAACUCAUGGACUAUUUCAAUAUUUUUGUAAAGUAAAAAUAUGGUAUGAAAGGUUACUUUUUAUAAACCUCAAAUCUUUUAAUACAUUUCAUUCUCUUUAUAGCUUAGAUUUUAAGAAUUGGUCCAUGAAUUUUAUCAAAUGGCUUUUACAGGUUGACAUAAACCUGGUUUUCACACAUUAUGGAUUUAUUUUGCAGUGUAAUGCCAUAUGAAAGCCUACAUGGGUACUUUUAGAAUACUCUAUAAACUGUGGAUCCUGCUUCAAAUGUAAGUGGCUUGUAAAAACACCAAGUGAUUCCAUGAGAAAUAAUUUGCUGUAACUAUUUCCAUCCAUUUUAGGAGAGCAAAGCAGAACUGAAGAGUUACUCUUGUAAAUGGCAUUGUCAGGAUGGAGAAGACCUUAUAGUUGGACUGUCAGAUAUAUCCAGUAUAGUCACUGCUGUGUAUGCUGCUGGGUAAAUUUCUGUCUUUCCUAUUACCAAUAUUUGUACUAUGAAAUGGCCAAGGUUACACAAACUAUGUUUAUUUGUAUGCAUUCAAUUAUCAAUUUUUAAUGUUGGCUUUUUUUAUUAGUGAAAUAUACGAUACCUGUUGUUCUUUGCUGGGGCAAAUUCCUCUAAACAAAAACCUUUGGAAGUGUGGGAAUCUGUAAAGCAGAGGGAACUUUACACAGAUCAGAAAAAAUUUAUGCUUCAGGGGUUUCUUAGAUAUUUUCAAAUCAAGCAAUGGCCAAAUGCCUCUACAAAUUUUUUUUAAUAAAACAAAUCUUUGAUAGUCCAAACCUGAAGCUUUUUACAAAGUGAUUACCCUUUCUAUCAUGGAGAUACAGCUGAUUAUUCAGAGAAAAGCACUCAUGUUUUUCAGAAAAUAUACCACUGCGAGAACUGAUAAAAAAAGAUCUUGGAAGCAAGUCCUUUGUCCUGUCAUAUUCAAUAGACCCUUCACUCCAGAAUCCAAUUCCUGUUCACAAGAGGGAAUUGCUGUUUUUCUUCACAAAGAAAGCAAGUGUAAGUGAUGUGAGGGUUUCUUUUGGAGGCAGUUUUAAGUGUUUGCUGCUGCUUUAGCAACUCGGAAAUUGAAGCCUGAGUGAGGCACAGUGGGCAGCCUUCUCAAGCUUCAGACUCCCACCAGCAGCUCCUGGGGAGAGGGGCAGCAUCGCUGCUGUCAGCGAGGCUCUGCCUCUUCUGAUGUUCCUCUCAUCCUCUCACUCUUCCUCAGAGCUGGGAGCCCUUUGGCCAGGCUUACAGAAUUCAAGAAAAGUUGCUUCAUAUGGAAUUUAAAGGGUUAAGGUCUUCACCAGUGCUUGCACUGCAAGGUUUCUGAAGAGGGUUUGGGAUUAAUUUGUUUGAUUUGCUUUUAUUCGGUUUCAGAAGGAAGGACACAGGUGUUAUUUAUCUGUGUGGUUUUUCAUGCCUAGAAUUUUAUUUUCUUAAUCUCACAGCAUUCUUAAUUUUUUAAACUAAUGUUUGCAAAAAUGUUUAUCUUAAGCAUACUACUGCAGGAUGUGAGUUCAGAGUGACAUAUAUAUGUGUUUGUGCAUAUAUAUUUAUAUAUAUGCAGCACUACAUAUAUACACCUUGUCCUCAGAAUUCAAUACAAUGGUUUGAGGCAGGGGUAGAAGUUCUUAUACACUAAGUCAAAAUUUGCUUAAAAAUCUUGCCCUAUCACAUUCAUAACAUCAGUGUUACCUACACUGAGAACAGGGCAGUGACUGAAAUCUAAACACUCUGAUGACUGCAUAGACAGUUUCCUAAUUUGCAUUGCUGUGAGUUGUCACAUUAAGAGCUGUAAGAUUUUUUUAUAGAAAUUGCCAAGAAUAAACAUAGUUCAUGCUGAAAUUCCAUUAUGGCCUUAUGGACAGUUAAUAAUCAAUAUGCACUCUUCUUUUUGCCACAGACAGUUCUAAAAUCAAUAAAGUUCAACUGAGACAGCAAUAGCAAAAAUAAAAAAAAAAAAGGACUUGUAAAAAACAUGAAAUUUUGCUUUUGAAAUAAUGAAAACAUCAGGCCUUUUACAUUUCACAUAAGAAUACAGGAAUAUAAAAAAAUCAUAUUUUCAUAUUUACAUUCUGGCAAAAAAAAGCAAUCACAUCUAUUUACUAGAAAUAAGACUUACAGGAGCAUUGUUCUAAUGAGCCAAUCACACUUAGCAGCAGACUUAAUGGUAAUUUAUCUGGUUAAAAACUUGGUCCUAAAAUUUUGAGAGCUGUGGAUUUGUCUGUUGCAGAAAAGACAAUUCAACUAUUAUCACUAAUUAAAUAAAGGUAAUGUAUACCCAUGUUCAUUUUGAAAACAUGCAAGAAAAUGUAAGAGAAAACUUUUACUUAUUUUGAAAGCUGUUUAUUCUGUUAUGGGAUAAUUUUUCUUUUAAAAAUUCUUUACAAAUAUGUGCAAUACUUUCUUUCCAUGCAUAUUUAAUAAUGAUAAUACUAAUUUCCAAUUUUGUUUAUGUCAAUUUAAAUAUGCUUCUUGUGACAGAACAAUGUUUCUUUGCUUGGGUUAUAUGGACUUGAUGACAUAUAUACAAUAUUCUCAUUGUCAAAUCAACGAAUUUUCUAUUAACUAAUUUUUAGAAAAUUGGAGAAAAUUUUCCUUCCAAAUUUUAAUGCUAGGUCUAAUCUGCCUGAUUUUAAUCAGAGAAGGAAAAUUACAUAUUUAUUGGCAAUUUAAUUUUUAAUACCUGGAGAAUAGCUAUUAAACCUGUAUUAGUUUAAAACAUACAAUGGUCUUUCCAAUACAUCAUUAUGUCCCCAAAAGAGCAAUUCAUAAGUGGUACUAAAAGUAGAAGUGCUGCUUUAUUUGGAAAGGGACUCCCAAUCAUGCAAUAUGUUCAUUUACUUUUUAUUGGCCAGCAAAAUAUUCACAACUGGACUGUUGGGCUUUUUACAACACAAAUUAAACAAGUUUGAAGUGCUUGUGAUUUGAUCGUAUCAUUCCUAAGGAGCCUUAAAAGUGGCACUGUACUGAGUUUUAUUUGGCUCUGCCAGUGAUUCAGCUUCCAAAGCCACUGCCCUUUCUUUGCUCCCUGCCUGAAGCUGUGCAAUCCAGAGUGACUGAGAUGCUGUGAUUUACUCUGUACCCCCUGCACUGCCUGUACAAUGCCAAGGAAAAGACUUCAGCAGAUUUCCUGGGGUCCUACUGCUGCCUCUCUUACUUCUGUGCAUGGUGGGAAGCAGAGCAAAUUGCAUCUGUCCAUCCAUCUAAACAAGCCUGUGUAAGCUAAACCUUUACAAGAUGUGUGUGAUGAAAUUAAUCGCAACUCUUGUCCAUAGAUCUACAAGCCCAACACUGCAAUUACUAAUUCUGCAAUGUAACAACACAGGACAUAGGAAGAAUUAUCUAAAUACACAAUAAGCCAUUUAAUUUCACUACUUGUAGCAAUUAUACUAGCUCACAUAGAGCUCACACUCUCAGCAGAAAGCCAAAUCGAGUAAGUGGCAAACAGCCAUUUGUGUACCAGAGACAUUAAGUUAUAAGAUCCUCACUUGACUGUUUAUAGGACUAUGUCUUUUCAUUAUAGCAAUGAAUCCAUCCCUCUUUAUUCUGGUAAAAGAGAUAAAAUGCAAAAUGAGAACAGAUUCUUUUAAAUCUGGGAAUAAAAAAAAAAAUGACACAACAAAUUACUGUAGUUCCCCUGUAGUUAUUUUUUAAAACACUUUCUGCCAUCAUUUUCACUUGGCUGCAAAUAGCUGAGUGAUCUGCAUCUGAGAUGAUUUCUCACAUCUGGUAGGAGCAGACUUCAUUACAGGAGAGACAGGGAUGAUAUUACCAGGCCUUGUUCAUGCAAAGUUAGGGGAAUGGUGCCACUACGAAGACAUCAUUUACAAAGCUGCUUUAAUACAUGAGGAGUCUCCUGGCACCAUUUAUUUUACCUCAGUGACCUCAGUUCAGGACCUUGGUGAGAUUUUCUUCACUGGUAUGAAUAUACUAAAUCAGGCCCUGGCCUAGAGUGAACUACAGGAAUUUAGACCAUGGUAGUGGAAGUCUUCACCUCUUCACUCCAAACUGAAGUCAGCUGGAGAUUUGCUUAAUGCCAAAAAGCCUGCAUGGCACUUGGCUCAGCCUGAAAUACAUACGCUAAACUUAGUGCUGACUCAGCAUGAAUCAAAGAUUUCUUACUCCUUCCUUUUUAGUUCAAACAUUCAAGAUUAUUCCCGCUUUGACUGAGUUGCUGUUUUGUGAUCCUUUUAAGAAGACUUUGAAAAACGUCUCUGAAACCAGUCAUUUCCAGUGAUUCUUACAAAAGCCAAUUCCUGGCCAGUACAUUCAUUAAAAGGAACCUUUUCUAACUGCGUAAGCUUGGCUCCUGUACUUAAAUUUUGCUCUAAAUGCUUAGCAUUUAAUUCUGACACAGAGGAUCUUAUAUAUCCAUUAGUAAACCCCGUGCCUACUCUAAAUCCUAGGGCAAAGACAACAGAUAUGCAAGAUUCAGGACAAAAGGUCCUCUUCAGCACACUUGGGGGUGAUUUGCAUGAGCCAGAGAAGUCAGAGAGAAGCUUGUGUAUAAUCACAACAGUCUUAUACAUAUAGUUGUUAUAUUCAUUGAGAGAGAUUUAAAGAAAUUAUAAGUGACCAACUAAUAGAAAGAUCAAAUCUCAACUUCUAUAUGCAAGGUGGCGUAAAAUAAAAUCAGCCAAGAAACUUUAAAGUGUAACCAAAAAUCUCCUUUCAAGGAAUGGUUGGAAUAAAUUUUAAAAUGUAACAGAUUUGUCAAUGUAACAAAAUUCAAGAUUCAUAGAAAGAAAGAUAUGAUUUCUAUAAGUUUUCUCUAUCUGUAGGUUUCAGCUUCUUACUUCAGAUAACUCUGGAAACAAUUGCUUCUGGCAUGCUGCAGCUCUAGGAAUGCUAGCAGCUUUUCUACACAAAAUCCGUUCUCCUAUAGGAAAGUCCACAUCCUUUAAAAAAGCAUUGAGUUUGGGGUAGUUUUCCCACUGAACUAAACCUCACAAAAGCAUUUUUUUAGUAUUAAAUAGGUGUGUCCACUCAGCACCUAGCAUGUAAUGGUACUGCAAAACAGAAUUUCACAGAUCAAGGUAAAAAGGCUGCUGGUUGAAUGUCUAGAACAGCCCGCAGAGACACAACACAAUGCCAAGGAAGGCAUAGACUGCGUUUGUGUGCUACAAGUGUGCUCAGGCAAGGCCUGGUCAUAGUCCAGCACUCUCUUCCCCACCUCACGCACCAAAGAGCUCACAAAAGAGAGGAAAGCCAUGUGCAUGGGCUGAAUGAAAGCCACAACACUUGGGACCAGAUACCGGGCACAUUGCAGCACAGGUGCAGAGGCUGGCACAGGCACAUCAGGGGUCUCAAGCUCAUACUAUUCCUCCAAACUGCACUAACUAGGAGCUCCUGAACAUUUUCAAUGCCAGAUAUUCAAGGACCGAAGAUUUGCCUCCUGGGCUUGGUCAGAUACAACUUGGUCUUCACAGCACAAAGUUAGCUCAGCUGUUAUCUCCCACAUAAACCUGCCAGGAUCUUCUGAGCAGGCAUUCUCCUGUCCAUUUUACCUGAAAUAACUGGGUCCUCUGUGGUGCUAUCAGAUGGAGCUUUGCACUGAAAUACUCUUGAGGGCUUUUCCAGCAGUAAAUUGGUGGUAAGCAGAGACCAAGUGGAGAGCCAGAUUCAGUGAUCUCUUCAUCUAGCAACGAUUCAUAUCUUUAGCUGCUAUCUCUCAGGGGAAGGAUAUAGGGCUGCAUGCUGGUGAGGAGAAGGGCAAUGCUCUCUGCCUCAUAUUUUGAGCUGUUCUUCCUCUUUAUGAAAAAUGUAAAUGUGAACAUACAAAUGUAGACAUGUGCAGUGUAGACAUACAUCUAGUAUUUUGACAUGUUCAGUCUCUUUAGUGUUGAGGACACUGAAAUUGCUGAGCACAUUCAACAUCAUUGCCUACACGCAGCCAGAGUAAUGUCUGCAGGAAACAUCUGGGGCAGAAGCAAAAAUCACUUUGCUCACCUUCCAACCUGACCAAAAGCUGUAUGAACAUGGUUAGCACUGUGAAAAAGCCUGAAUCUCUUUACAUGCUGCCUUGAACCAGGUCUAUUAAUGCACUGUGUGCUGUUCUGGGCAAGUUCACAUGGUUUUUCCUUGGAGCUCAGACAGAUUUUGUAUGGACACCAGAGCUGCACUUGUAGCUUAUCUGUAGCUCCCUGAACCCAAGUUUCACUUUGAGAUUCCAGCUACUUUGCCAAACAAAGAUCAGUUUGGGCUAAGCAAAAGGCAAACAGGAUCUGUGCUAUCUAGCAAAGCAUAUGGAGCAGACUUGGUUUCUCUGGACCAUAGCUGUGUGCAAAUUGCCCAGGUUGUGGUGAAUGCAAGACAUUCAGUGUCCACACCACACUAUAACGAAUAUUCUAUGUGAAAGUGUUUGGUUUUAUCAUAGUAAAAAUAGUAGGACCUUAUCACAUUCUUGGGAGCAAAUUUACAAUUUCAAAUGCAUUAUAUAUAUGUGUGUGUGUGUGUGUGUGUGUGUAUACACAUGACAGUGAGUCUUGAGAUUCUAUUAGGAUUCAAUCAUACAGUUCAUUUAAAUCUUAAGCCUAAACAAAAACAAAAACAAAAACAAAAACAAAAACAAAAAAAACAACCACAAAAAAAAAAUCAGGAGCAGUUUCAUCAAGGAUAACCAAGUGGGAACUGUAAAAUAAAAAAUUAUAUUAUUGGAAAAUACAUUCUAGUCAUUAUUGGAAACAGCCUUGUGAUUUAGUGUGCCAGCACUUUAAGAAAAAAUUAUGGAGAAAAUAUGUCUAAUGCUGUACUUCAUAUCUUAAAUAUUUUGGUAAAAGACUCGAGCAGGGAUAAUUGUGUAAAAUAAAAAAGGAUUUAUCACAUUUACUUAAGGAAGAAAACAAUCAUAUAGAAAAAUGGCAAAGGGAUCAAUUAAACUUUUUUUUCAUGUAAUGUAAUGUUGGUUGUAUUUGUUUCACUAUCAGUUAUCAUUGUCAGUAGCUUAUGAAGGAAAUAACAUGCAAUAAUUAGGAUGGUUUACUUGCAUUUUGACUGAAGAAUGCUAAUUGGGUUUGUUAUCCAAUGCAUGCAAUUUCCUGAUGCAAGCUGUUGGAAGGAAAGACUUGCUCUUGCACAGAUUAUAUACCGAAGAUAAAUUUCAAAUGCAUGUAUUUGAAAAUGAUACUCAGUUUAAAUGUAUCAUGCAUAUGCAGUAACUAUUUCUGAAAUUCUGACUACUGAUGCUUUUUCAAUAUGUUCUGCUUUAUUAUGUGUCAAUCCCAGACUGUUUCCCAGAAAAUAUUUGAUGAGAAUUCAUUUUAAAGUUUAUGCAGCUGAGGAAAAGACUACUAGCCAGUGAAGGCACUUGCUUCUCUGAAGUUCAGAUAUAUGUCUAGAGUUCCUGACCUGUGUCACUAUUCACCAUUAAGGACAAUGUUUGAAAAAACAAGUAUGUUUCCGGAGAGACCUGUUAUAUGGUCAUAGAGAUCUGAAAUUGUCAUGAGUGGGUAAGAUAAUGGCAGUAACUACAGAGGAAGAGUUCAAAAGUAGUCACUAAUGACUUUGAGCGUCAUUCCCUGAAUUUCUGCUUUGGGACACACAUUGUCCUCCUGUCAGCCAGCAUCCACGUGUACUGGGAUCACCCCUGGCACCUGCACUGUGGUGUCCACUCUGGCUCAAAGUGCAGGCAGCUUGUUUCCAGCUCCAGUUCUCCCUGGGUUAUUGGACUGGCCCAUGGGACAUAUUUCACUGAGAACACUUAAGCUAUCAGUGAGACUGCCACACCAAUCUGGACAGGAUUUAGCCUAUAGAUAGCACAAUAUGGACAAUGAAAAAUCUUCCUUUGUCAGCAGAGAGGGCAGCUGCCACUAUUUAUAGUCACAAAGUGCCAACAUAUUGCCAUGUAUUUGUGGUUGCUAUUGAUUCCUUCUUUUUCAUUUUAUUGAAACUGCUUAGAACUUGUUGAGCUGCACCUAGGUUGAUUUACAGCUAAUUAAUUCAACAGACAUUUUUAAUCUUGCAAAUGUGUGGCUUGUAAUACAGUAAUCAAGGUCCUAUGAGCAAACAUUAAUCAGUUCAGAAGGAAAAGAAAAAAAACAUUGUUAGCUGUGUUCAGUGAGGUCCCCACAUUGGAAAGAGAGAUCUAGAAGAAAUGCAACAUUAAUAAGUCAUCCUAGCUAAGAUUUCAUCAUUAAUCUUGUGAAACAUCUAUCUAUUUGAUUCAUUUCAUAUAUGCAAGGAGUUGUAUUUUAAAGAGGAUUCAUAGGGUUGAGACAGCUUUAUUUACCAUCAAUGUGAAACUGGCCAAAUUUCCUUCUGCUCAUUGAUACAUCUUAUCAGCAAAAAGCCAUUCUAUCCAGCAGCAGUAUAAUUUCAUUUUUGAGAUGGCUGUACUGAUUGUCCAACUCUUUACCCUGGAGAAAUUACUGUAACAAAAAACAUACUUCCUUUAGGAACAGCAGUAAGAACUGGGUGAAUGAAUGAAGAAAAUACUGGUUUUCACUGCUUUUAACACACAGGUGGAUUUUAGCUACUUUGACAUGAAGCAGAAGGUUAAAAAAAUAAACAAUGCUGCUUACAGAGGCAUCUGAAUAAUGGAAGGCUUGUGAUUAGCAAAGCACUUAAUUUUUUUUCAUCAUCAGAAACAGUGUAGCUUAGUACACUUACAGUUUUAUAAAAAUCGGCAAGAAUGAGUGGGUGGUUUAAUAUUUAACUCUUGUACUUGUAGGAAGACAAUUAUGGCAACAUGAGACUCAGCAAGGGCUCUGGCUUGGGACCCUCCUGAUACAGAAUUUUCAGGCGGGAUGAAGGCACAGACCCCUCCAGUCAGGCUGCACAGGGCACACAUGUUAUUGUGGAAGUGUCUCCCCAAGUGACCUUAGCAGGGAGGCCAAACAUCAAAAAGACAUGAAAGCAAAAGGAUGAUUCCCCUGGUCAAGAUUAAGAGAUAUUUGUGAAACACUGUGGAAAAGCUGCCCCUGCUGUUUCAGUGGAUAAAAGGAGGAACAGCGUCUUUUAACAGCAAAAAAAAAAAAAAAAAAAAAAAAAAACCACCCAAAACUCAAACCAACAAACCUUGAUGCCAAAAUACUAUUUAUAGUGCAAUUACUCUCUCCUCGGGGAAAGACAUUGACUGAGAAAAUUCUUUAUGUGUUACAAACUAACUGAAACACACCAGGAGACAGUGAAAGAUACUUCUUAUAUAUAACUUUGUUGCUCUUGACAGAGCUGUUUAUUAGCAAUAAGAUACAAAAGUGUCUCAAACUAAGGCCUGGGAGACGAGGAUUUUAUGUGGCAGUUAUGCCAGUGAUCAUUAGAUUCAGAAAUGAUAGAUCUUUAUAAUAGAUUAUGGGUAAAAAACCUAAUUACCUUCUUUUUGGAGGAUAAAUCUCAGAUGGCUUCCACAAGAAAUAUAAGGUUUAGAACAGGCUCAAGGCAUGGUAUUUUCUGUAUAUGAAGUAUUAUAGGCUUGGUGUUGCUCGACUGGUUGUGCAUUUUCUCAUGCUCUCAAUUUCUCCCACAGUACGUCCAUGAGCAGAUAGCGGAUUUGAAGGUGCAUGUUCCUUUAUUGCUAACAGUCCUCACAGCCACUUCUUCAUGCACAGCUGAGCAACACACACAUGGGACAGUGUAAAUGUUUAGGGCAGGGAAAAAAAAUGGGGAAAAUGGAGAUCAGUAGAUAUGGCAGAAGCCUUAUAAUUAGGAAAGAGCCCUGAAGCUUUAGAGUAGGUGAGCCUUCAUAGCAUAUGUUCACGCUCAGGUAUUCUGUCACCCAGCUCCUCACGGAAAUUACUGCUGAAAGACUUCCAGUUAUAUUAGAUGUUAUCAUAAAUUCUUGCUUGUUUAGUAGCAGAAACCAUCUCAUCCUGAUUUAAGUAGAAAACACUGUGGAGUUAUCUGCAACCUCAUGCAUGAUCUGUAAGUGUAGGAUAUUACAAUAAAUCUGUUUUAUUCAAAGAUUUACCAGAAAAAUUGGCAAAGUUUAUUAGAUACUGUUCUGAUGUUUUUCCUUGCUUCCAUUUUUUUCUUGCAUGUAUGAGUCUCAUAUGAAAACCUCACCAAUGAGAAAAGGUAAUGCUCAGGUUAUCUAAGAAACUUUCUUUUCUCAUGUCAUAGUACAAAACUCAAAAAUUCCUUUGCAUAACACCUGGCUAUGGGGUAACUUCUAUAAUUAAGAUGAAAAACAGUUUAAAAUGCAAACACUGUAGUAAUUUUCUCAAUUGCAAAGCAGAAAUUUUAUUAAAGACAGCUGUCAUAUCUUGAUUUUACUUCAGGUCAGCUUGUUUUACUUCAUCAUUCCAAAGCCUUGGUAUGUGCCCAUAGCAACCUAAAAAUCGGUAUCUUUUGUUUCUGAGGUAAUUUCUGACUCACAGAACAGCCCAUAAUAGGGAUCAUGUUAAAUUAGCAAACAAGGAUCUGCUAUUCCAGUGCAGUUCUUCUUUACCAGGACUGCAGUUCCUUUAAAUCAAUUCCUGUUGAUUCUCAAGGGCAGAAACUGUCCCCUGUGUAAUUUGUUCUGCUUGAGGGGACAGAUAUUUUACUGUCUCUUCUCUGAGUUCUGUAUUAUUAACAAGGUAAUAUUUAUUCUAACAAAUGAGAAUCACUGUAUGUUCCUGCAGGUGCUAUUCUGUGUAUAAGAAAAUCUCAACAGGGGCAGCCACCUCUGUUGUUCUUCCCUUGCUCACCUGCCUCUUUAAUCAAAUGUUAACUUAACAACUGUUAUUUCACAUGCUGCAGAGCCAAGCAAAACCCACUUUGGCUUCUGGAUUUGACCUGUGGCAUUGGCAAAUGGGAGAUUCAUCUUCUCACUGUAAGCCGAGUACAGGGGAAAUGGCACUCUCUGGGAUGCAAUAAACAUUGUUCAUUAUCAUAUUGGUUUUAUAGCAAUUUUCCAGGGUACAGCUAUGCUUUCAAACUUUGUGCAGCCUCUGUAAUCUUCUUGUAUUAAAAAC
This is a messenger RNA of Taeniopygia guttata (zebra finch), 14479 nucleotides long. RefSeq names its product XK related 4 (gene XKR4). Gene Ontology annotation, biological process: apoptotic process involved in development; engulfment of apoptotic cell; phosphatidylserine exposure on apoptotic cell surface. Gene Ontology annotation, cellular component: plasma membrane. Lineage: Eukaryota; Metazoa; Chordata; Aves; Passeriformes; Estrildidae. The record is from RefSeq and is a predicted model, not a curated record.